CGCCUGCGUCGCCGGCAGGCAAGCAGCCGCUGCCGCAGCAGUGGAGCAGGCCGGUCGGUGCGUCUUGCCGUCGUCGGCGCAUCCGCUGUGGGUGUGCGUGCCUUCGCCGUGCGUGCGUGUGUGUGUGUGUUUUGUGUGAGUGCGGCGUCUCCCUAGCCAGCCAGCUCGGCGCAAGCAGCGGCAAGGUCGGCCCCCCAUCAACAUCGGCCAUGGGAGACGACGGAGGCGGCGGCGAGGAGCAGCUGUCCGAGCAGUUCACUUCGGGAUUCCGGCUACGAGCGCGCAAAGGCGCUCUCAAGAAGAAGAACGUCUUCGAAGUGAAGGACCACAAGUUCAUACCGCGCUUCUUCAAGCAGCCCACCUUCUGCUCGCACUGCAAGGAUUUCAUCUGGGGCUUUGGGAAGCAGGGAUACCAGUGCCAAAUAUGCAGCUUUGUUGUGCACAAGCGAUGUCACGAGUUUGUCACCUUCAAGUGUCCUGGCAAGGACAAGGGCGUCGACUCAGACGAUGCACGAACCAAGCACCAGUUUGUGCUGCAGACGUACACCAGUCCAACCUUCUGCGACCACUGUGGCUCGCUCUUGUACGGUCUCAUCCAUCAGGGCUACAAAUGCAAAGCUUGCGACAUGAACGUGCACAAACGGUGCCAAGAGAGUGUGCCGAACCUUUGUGGCUGCGACCACACCGAACGGCGAGGGCGUAUCCACCUGAAGGUUUCGGCAACCACUACGCGGCUCACCUGUGAAGUGCGGCAGGCACGGAACCUGAUCCCGAUGGACCCCAACGGCUUGUCGGACCCCUAUGUCAAGCUCAAGCUGAUUCCCGACAUGGGCGACUCCGCCAAGCGGAAGACCAAGACCAUCAAGGCCUGCCUCAACCCUGAGUGGAACGAGACACUUGUCUUCGACCUGAAACCCAUCGACAAAGACCGGCGACUGCUGAUCGAGCUGUGGGACUGGGACCGGACGUCGCGCAACGACUUCAUGGGCUCCCUCUCGUUUGGAAUCUCGGAGAUCCUCAAGUCGCCGGCGGAAGGCUGGUUCAAGCUUCUGACGGCCGAGGAGGGCGAAUUCUACAACGUGCCCGUGCCCCCCGAGAACCCAGCCCUGGCACAGGGAGCAACGCACCACCAGCAGUCGAGGCCGCGGUCGACACCGCAGGCCUCCUCGGACCUGAUCCCGCACAACAUGGGCAAGCAGGACGUGAUCCGAGCGUCGGACUUCAACUUCCUGCUCGUGCUGGGCAAAGGCAGCUUUGGCAAGGUCCUGCUGGCCGAGCGGCGUGGCACCGACGAGCUGUACGCUGUCAAGGUGCUGAAGAAGGAUGUCAUCAUCCAGGACGAUGACGUUGAGUGUGCUAUGGUUGAGAAGCGGGUGCUAGCGCUGGCAACCAAGCCCCCGUUCCUCGUGCAGCUGCACUCGUGCUUCCAGACAAUGGAACGACUCUACUUUGUCAUGGAGUACGUCAACGGAGGGGACCUCAUGUUUCAGAUCCAGCAGUGUGGCAAAUUCAAGGAGCCCGUGGCCGUCUUCUAUGCCGCCGAGAUUGCCGUCGGACUCUUCUUCCUGCACUCACGCUCCAUUGUGUACCGUGACCUGAAGCUGGACAAUGUCCUGCUAGACCAGGAUGGGCACAUCAAGAUUGCCGACUUCGGCAUGUGCAAGGAGGGCAUCCAGGGGGAGAAGACCACCAAGACAUUUUGCGGCACGCCUGACUACAUCGCCCCCGAGAUCAUCCUGUACCAGCCAUACGGGAAGUCGGUGGACUGGUGGGCAUACGGGGUGCUCUUGUACGAGAUGUUGGUCGGGCAGCCACCCUUUGAUGGUGAGGAUGAAGAAGAACUGUUCGCCUCCAUUACGGACCACAACGUCUCUUACCCCAAGGCGCUCUCCAAGGAAGCCAAGGAGGCCUGCAAAGGGUUUCUGACCAAGAACCCAGCACGGCGUCUGGGCUGCGGCUCAUCGGGUGAGGAGGAUGUGCGGACACACCCAUUCUUCCGUCGCAUCGACUGGGACAAGAUUGAGAACCGCGAGGUGCAGCCACCAUUCAAGCCCCGCAUUAAGAACCCCCGGUCCGGCGAGAACUUUGAUUCGGCGUUCACCCAGGCCAAGCUGAGCUUGAGCCCCGGUGACCCUCUCGUCAUGCGCAGCCUGACUGGAAACGAGUUUGAGGGCUUUACCUUCGUCAACAGUCGAUUCUGCGGCUCCUGCAGCUUCUAACCUUGUUUACCUCCUCGCACACGUGCCACCUGCGCCCUCUGUGUUUAAGCCUUUUUUUUUCCUGCACCGCUGGCUGACGGCGGCACUUGCUGCUUUUGCAGCAGUCUUUUGUUCUUUUUUUGCUAUUUAAUUUUGUUUUCUGUUUUUGUUUUUUUUUUUUGCUGCCGGUGUUACUGUGGCCUGCACUGGCAUGCACCAUGCUGCCAAACUAAAACCUGGCUGGCAAUUUUGCACUCGAUUAACCCUCACAGGAAAUGGAAUAAACCGUGGUUUUGUGGGGUCUGACUUGUGAGAGAGUCAGCAAAGCAUUCAAGUUUACAGACAGAAUAUGCGAGCUGUGUACCACAGGAGGGUGGUUUUGGAAACAUGUAAAGGGUGAGCAUAAUGACCAGAGGUAGGUGGCUUGCACAUGAAAUCGCACUGUCACGGACACCAUGUUUCAGCACAAUUCAGAGCUUUUGCAGUAAUACUGGAGGCAAACUAGAAAUAACUGGACCUGCCUAAGUCACUGACUUUCACUGUGUGAUUGCUCUUCAAGCGUGUGAUCUGACCUGAGAUGUCAUUGAAAGCAAUCUAUAGGUAGGAGAGCUGUCUAUUUUCUUUUUAGCUUUGAUCGUUUUUGUUGCACCAUACAUGUGUGCUGUGAGCCAAUUAGAUUUCCCAGCAGCUUGAGUAAGGAUGACAAGGUUCAAUGUCAUUGUUGGCUCUUCACAAAGAGCAGGAGCACAUUCGGUAAAACUGAUGUCUCGGUGUUUCACUACAUACUCCCUUAAUUGCCAAAAGUGAAAUGAUGAUCUCAUGGUGUUGGUAAUGCGAGUUCAAGAGAUUAAUGUAUAUAGCUGUACACAUAGAUUUUACUGAGUGUUGUGCAAGAGGCAUAUUUGAAAUGGAAAGUAAUGUUAGACUUGUUUUCAUAUCGUGCUGCUAAUGCCGGAUGACUUGUCCAUCUUUGCUUUCGGCAGGAAAGGCAACAUGGAGGCAAAAUGUAAUCAAACGCUGUUCACAUGGAGGGUUAGUAGGUGUGCAGUUGGAAUAACGAUUGGUCCGAAUCGCACUUUAACAAGUAUUUAUUGAUUUGCUCAAUUGCUUUGUCUGCCAUGGGAUACUUGCUGCCAAAGCUGCAAUGAUGGACGGGGCCAGAAGUGCCAAGACGACCCUUCAUUGCUUGGAUGCCUUAUAUCACCUUAUUUAAGUAUACGUUAUAGCCACCAGCAGGAGUUGUAACAGCAUUCUGUGGUAUGUACCACUACCAAAAACAUUGUACUCAUGGGAUAACAGCACAUUAAGGUGGUGCUAAAGGGUCAGCCACUGGAAUAGUAUUUCUCAGGCCUCUUGCACGUGGAUAGAAGCACAGGCUUGUUUUGGCUGCAAACGGUUGACCAGUGAGAGCUGUAAAAAAAAAAAAUGUGCCCUUGAGAAGCUACUACAGUGAACACCGUUGUAUUAACAAUGUUGCUGGUGUUGUUUGCCUUAGCGGAUUCCUUCUACGGAUAUGUACUACCGUAAUUUUUUGACAGGUGACUGAGUUUAAGAGUGCCUGUGCAGCGGUGUUCAGGAUCAGUACUCUCGCGUGUUCAUUUUCCCAAGACCCGGCACCAUGUGUGUCGAAGUAUAUGGCUCACCGUUCUUGACACUGUGUGAGGAUAGCGAGCUUGGCAUAAUGCAAAAAAUGAUCAGUCUGCCCAGUCAUAUGAUAUCCGCGAGAGUGGUUGUAUUCCCAAAAGUGAUCACUCUAAAGUAUUGUUGAAGCUUGCCCGUAAAAGGCAGCUGCUUCAUCAGUAGUAUCGGAGCACUCCUUGAAUGAAGCACCUGUCCUGUGUUCACAGCUCUGUUAAUAUGGUAUGUCUUCUUUUUUGUGAUUGAAACAAUCUUUACGAACAGAUGGAAAUCAUUGUUCGAAGCCUGCAUAUGGUUUGAAACUUAUUUGUAUCUCACCGAAUUAUAUUUGUGCACUUUGGUUUUAAAAGAUGUCUAUCAAUCCGCAUAUUAAGGGCAGUGUUGUAUCGGUAUGGAACGUCACUAUGAUGAUUUGCAUAAUGAAUGUGCACCAUCUGUCUUCGUAGGCUACAGUCACCUCUUUACAGCCGCUGCAUUUUCACUGUGGGCUGCUCUAACUUUACAAAAUGUAUUCAUUGUUUUAAGUAGUGCCGCCCUGUGAGCUAUUGACUGCAGUUCAUUGGAAUGUAGUUACACUGAGCUAUAUGUGGUGCAUUGCGCUGCAAGAUAUGUGUUCACUUGUUACUGGAUAUAGUCAGAAGCCAUAUUGGAAUGCUUUUGUUGUGUGUCAUGCGUGUGUUAUUAGUUCCCACUGCACAAAUUAGUCGACGGAAGCCUAAUAAGCAGCGUUCAAACAAUUGGCGUGAUGAAAGCAGCACUGCACCACCCAUCCCCCGACGGCUGUCUCAGGUCAUGCAAAAUAUGAAAUGGUCGACAGAAUGGUAAUGUGUACUGGCCAAGCUUCAUAGGAGCAAUGGACAUGAGAAUUUGUGCAAAUAUGGUCAAUCUGAAUAUUCACAAUAUUUUGCCAAUUAACUUUUAAUUUAAGAAUUUCUUGGAUAUGUUGUAAUUGCAGAAUUAAAGUCGGCAAGUACUCCAAGCGUAACUUUUUGUUGGAACUUGAAAGAAAUGGCAUGAAAGAAGUCGAUACAUAAAAGUAAUGCAAACAUAAAGAUUAACAUUAAACUACGCACAUGUGGUACCUUGUCCAAUGUCUCAUCUUCUUUUCUGCCUUAUUUUCUUGCAAGGUGAACCCGCACCAAUAGAGCAACAAUUCAGUUUUCCUAGGAUCUGUGUGCCUUGCCUUAGUUUCAGAAAAUUAGUGCUCAAUAUUUACAGUGGAAUGCUUUGUCAUUCCACAUGUAAUGUUUUUAACAGGAGAAAUGCAGUGCAAUAGAUUAACUGGAUUAGCAAUGCAUUUUCACGGCACAUAUUCAGUGUGUAUUUCUUGGAACUGGUGUCGUAGGCAGUACCUUACAUAAAAUGGUGCUAAAUUUGGGCAGUAGUGGACUUCAGUUCUGCAGUUUUAGCAUGCCCCAUAAAAUAAAUUGUUAAAAGUUAAUUAGUGAAAUGUCUCUGCUAUAAUGCAUGUUACCUUCAAUCUUUUUUUGAACUCUGGAGUGAUUACGUAAAGUAAUUGUUGCAGAGGUAAGAGUAAGAUGAAUUCAGAACUGUACAGAAGUGACUUAACCAUAAUCUUGACGUCGGCUUCUGGAAGAAUUGUCAUUAAUAUUAUCUAGAUCAUUGUAUCAUAGACUGAAAAGCACUGUCAGUUGCGUUUUGAAUAGCCCAACUUGUCUUUAAAAUCUAGAAUUGAGCAUUGAUGAACAUGCCAUUCUUUUAAUGUUAGUCAUCUCUGUACAAGCAAAUAAAAAACAUUUUUUUACGAAAAGACUAAAGAGCUUUUCACAUUUGUAACCUUGCACACUGUUGUAUAAGUCAACCGUAAGAGCGAAUGUCUCAGAGCUGUCUUCAGGUAUGAUCAUGAUAUAAAUUCACUAUUGCCUAUUGUCACUCUAAUUCUAAUGUCCGGCACUUGUAUGAAGCCUGGUCAGAAUGAUAGUUUUAUUUUGAAUCCCUCAUCUUUAAUUCUGGUCACAAAAACUCGUGUAUUCUGUACAUGGGUCACUAGUAGUCUAGUGGGCCAUUGGUGGUGCAGCUGAAAUGCAGCCACUUGGAUUUGGGAGCUUGCCUGGUGAUAGCGUUUUACAGAAACCUUAAGCCUAAUUCCCCACCAUACUACUCCGGAACCCUACCAAGCCUUGAAAGUUUAUGCAGGUGGUGGCGUUGGUGUGAACCUAGAUCUGUGUUUUUUUUUCUCUACACAAUACUCUGCCCAAGCCCCCAGUGGGUUUUCGGCUGGGAAUGCCUAUUACUUCCCAGUCAGAUAUAUGUACUAUUCAGAAUCAAGGGCACAAUUUUUUUCCCCAAUUGCACUCCUAGAGAAGAUAUUCAUUCCUUUCUUGAAGUCUUCUUGUCGCCCAUUCUAUCACAUGCAUUUGUCUGCUGUUUUUUCCCUUAAUGAUUCCACCGGCAAAUUUAUUGUACUGUCAGCAUAAAUUGAAACACGAACAGGAAGUAACUGACGAGAAUGUUUGUUGCUCGUAAUUACGUGCAAGUGCGACUAGUGAUUUAUCUGCAGUCGCUUCAUAAAUGUGUAGUAGUCUAAAGUGUACAUUUUGGGUUAUGAAUCACACUGUUAAAAAUGCAGGUGAACCCAUGGAGAUGGAAGAACACAUCAAAAGUAUAGUUACAGAAUUGUUUGCAUUUUAAUUUAUGCUGAAGUGCACGCGGUUUAAGAAUCGCGGGAUGGCAGAGCUCAUUUUCUGUUCUCAUGUGUGCAUGAUGAGAGGAACUGCCGCCAUUCAUUUUAAUGGCGGUACAUACCUCGGAGAUAUUGUACCAAAUGUUGUUGUUCAAGGGAAGGGUGUUAAAGCUCUUUCAGUUGUCUAAGGGCUGGGGGAUUGGUGCAAAAAUUUCGCUCAGAGGUAUGGUUUGAUGGUGUGUCUCGUUUAAUUCUACACUGUGGUGUAGCCGCAUUUCCCGGUGCACCUAAGCAACAAUUAGACAUCAGUAUAUGUGUUCUUCGCUGCAUUCUUAUGUUGCCACUGACAUGUAGUAUGUAUCGUCUAUAGUGUUUGCGGGUCAGAUCUUUAAUAUGAAGGAACGUGGUGACGCCAUGUGUCCUUAUGUCUUGGAACUCAUUUCGCAUGUACAACCAAAUUCAUAGUGGUUUGGUCUUGCAAGUGAUAGAUGGCACCACCGUUUCAUUAACUUUUAUUAAUAUUUGUGACUAUAACUUAACUAAGCAUUUAACUGAGGUUUGUGCUUUUCUUUCCUUUUUAGCUUAACAUUACCGCAAACUAGGCAUGCAGUUUUGGUCGAUGGCGAAUGAAACGCAGAAGUACUGCCGCCAAACGUGGUUUAUAACAGAAACAGGCCAUCAAAUGCUGCCUGUGUGCGAAUUUUUGCACGAACGAGAAAGCAGAUUUGUGGGAAAAGCAAUUUAAAGCUGUCUCUGCGAACUAAUCAGCAUUGAGUACUGCCAGGACCAGACUGAAGAUUAGUGCCGCUCAAGUUUUGACGUCAUCACCGCUCAAGUAAACUGUUACGGCGCAUAUUAGCGUACUGUUACGCGGGCAUCGUAGCAGGCAUUACAAAGUGUGCAGGCAUGCAUCUGUGCGACACUUUCCACAACUUGCUAAGAUGGUUGUUAUUACCUUUGUGUUUACAUGAUGGAUUUACCAGAUGAAAUAUAUACAGUUUUGUUGCGUUCAA
This is a messenger RNA of Dermacentor albipictus, 7493 nucleotides long. RefSeq names its product Protein C kinase 53E (gene Pkc53E). The record is from RefSeq and is a predicted model, not a curated record. Gene Ontology annotation, biological process: peptidyl-serine phosphorylation; intracellular signal transduction. NCBI's taxonomy places the organism in Eukaryota, Metazoa, Arthropoda, Arachnida, Ixodida, Ixodidae. Gene Ontology annotation, molecular function: diacylglycerol-dependent serine/threonine kinase activity; zinc ion binding; ATP binding.